CUCACAUUUGCCUUGUGAAGAUCUUGAAACACUGAAUACCUGCAGGCGGUGACUCUGCAAAGUGCAGCUUUCUACAGCUGCCAGGCAGUGGUGCUGCUCAUGCAGGGCUCACCACUGCCGUAGAUUUGCCACUAACGUUGUCAGAAUGGCACAAAACGGCGGUGUAUCUUCGCAAAAAUCUGGAAGAGGCGCAUUUUUGCUGUUCGAAGGAGUUGAUCGGUGCGGUAAAACCACACAGAGCCAAAGAUUGGUGGAAUACUUGAAAGGCAAGGGGGUUGCCGCAGAGCUCUGGAGGUUUCCUGACCGCUACACAGCCAUUGGGCGCAUGAUAGAUUCCUACUUGUCAGGGGAGACUGAAGCAGAUGACGCCGCCGUGCACCUGCUCUUCUCAGCCAACAGAUGGGAGAAGAGGGAGGCCAUGCUUGCUGCACUUCAUGCCGGGCACACACUGGUCGUGGAUCGGUACGCGUACUCAGGCGCAGCUUUCACAGCUGCCAAGAAGGUCCCUGGGCUUGAUCUGGAAUGGUGCAAGGCUCCAGACAAAGGGCUGCCUGCACCAGAUGCAGUCAUCUACCUGUCCAUGAGCCCAGAGGCAGCUGCUCUCAGAGGUGGCUAUGGCAAGGAACGGUAUGAGAAGGAAGAGAUGCAGAAGGAGGUGUCUAGGCAAUUUGCGCUGCUGGCGGAUGACACAUGGCACACAGUGGAUGCUGCCCAGUCAGUGAAGGCAGUCGAAUCUCAGGUGCAGGAAAUUGCGGAGGGUGCAGUUGCCAGCUGCUCAAAGGGGCCGCCACUGAGGCUGCUCUGGACGGAAGGGAGCACUGUAUGAUAAUGGCAUUUCUAGCGAGAGCUGGAAGUGAGCUGCUGUGUAAAGAGUGAGGGAACAUUGCAAACUCAUUGAUAACCUCUGCCGGUUGCAUCGUGCAACUGAUUUGCAGUAGAAAUUUGAAGAGGGAAUGGGAGAUAUAUUCAUGUGCACACGUGGCAGAAGCUAGUUUGUCAUGAAUAGACGGCAUUGGUGAGUCACACUGGAAUGAUGCCAUUGAUGCCAGAUGCUUCACCCAGGUGUAAUUUAUUUUAUGAAGAC
Coccomyxa subellipsoidea C-169 is the source of this 1084-nucleotide messenger RNA. RefSeq lists its product as hypothetical. The coding region runs from base 146 to 826 and encodes 226 amino acids. Gene Ontology annotation, biological process: dUDP biosynthetic process; dTTP biosynthetic process; dTDP biosynthetic process. Gene Ontology annotation, molecular function: dTMP kinase activity; ATP binding. Gene Ontology annotation, cellular component: cytosol; nucleus; cytoplasm. The record is from RefSeq and is a predicted model, not a curated record. Lineage: Eukaryota; Viridiplantae; Chlorophyta; Trebouxiophyceae; Coccomyxaceae. The transcript has 6 exons.